GUUGACAUGAUGAUGGUUAAGAAGAAGAGAAUGAAAAAGAGAAAAAAUUAUUAAACGCAAAUUAGAGUGAGCAAGAGUAGCAAGAGUGAGAGCAUGAUAAGCUCUGAAUGAGAAAAUGAAUUGAAUGCAUGAUUGAGAUGCCAGAUAAAGAUUAGUAAAUAGUAAAUCUUACCAAAAAAAGUUAGUCCUUUAACCUGUGCAGAAUCAAUAAAAUAUUCAAUCACAACACCUUGUCUACCAGUGUUUACAUCAUCUUGAUAAAUAAGUGCAGAGCUGGGAGUGAAUAACAUUUGAAUAAUAAACUCCCAGCUCAGAUACAAACCAAGUGACACCAAGUGUGUGUUCAAUAAUCAUCAUUAACCACCAAAACUGUGUAAUCACCAAAUAAUUUUCAACAAUAGAAUUUUUUGAUUUACCUUAAAAUUCCAAAAAAAAGAGCAACAUGAUUCUUUCAUCAUGGUUGUCACUUUUGUUUACCUUGUCAAGUUUGACUAUGGCAACAGCAUCUAAAUUGUUCCAAGGAUAUAAGAAAUCUUUACCAACUUAUUCUUCGCCUUCUUCAACCUCUUCAUCCUCAGUGUGUAAUGACGGUGAAUGGGGAAUUCGGUCAUUAAUUGUUCCCGAAUUGGUUGAAAAUGGAACCACAGAGAGCAUAGUUUUGGAUUGUAUUUAUUGUUUAAAUGAAGGUGAAGAUCAUCGGAUUGUUGUUAAAUGGUUUCUCAAUGAUGAUCCUCAACCAAUUUACCAAUGGAUACCUGAGAGGCAUUCUCGUCAUGCAUCUAAACGCCUCUCGGGUCGAAUCAAUUUAAACUAUUCCAUCGACUCUGCCAACCCUUUAACCCAAUACCGAGCAAUCAACAUAAUUAAGCCAACAACCGAUCUCUCUGGUGACUAUUCAUGUGUCGUCAUGUCACCCGAUAAUGGUGAUUCAAAGAAGGCAAAAAUGAUUGUUUACGCUCCACCAACCAAGAUUGAGUUUAACUAUACUCGAGAAGUAAAGGAAAUGCCUUCUGCUUUGAGGAAAACUCGUGGAGAUUCAAAAGAAGAUUCACCUUUAAAUCCAUCUUUCGAAGAGCUUUUAUCAUCAUCACCCUCUCAUUCCUCCUACACCCAAUCUUCAACGGGUCUUCUUCGUUGUGAUAUAAAAGGUGUUUAUCCAAUGCCUGAAGUGAGCAUCUACCGAAUAGGAGAUGAGAAUGGUACCAAUCCGUGGCCAGUGACAGUUGUUGAUACCCGAAUAGAAGAGGAUAAACAUCGUCAUGCAUAUAAUGUUCGUAAAGUUAGUUUAAUCAAUGAUGCUACUUUAAUUAAAAAAUUUGGCCUUCAACCGUCCAUAUUCGAGUGUUUGGUAACACUUCAAUUACCCAACAAAAAAGUCGUCAAACGACAAAAAAUAAUGUAUACUCCAGUUGUAAAUACGUUUCAAGCUAAAGGUGGUCAACAUCGACUUGGAACAACUUUUCUGAUAACAUUGUUAACUGUCUUUUCGGGCAAAUUGGUACUGACGUUACUUGGAUGGCAAUAAAAUUGAAUCGAGUUUACGUUUCAAUGUUGAGAUUGGGAAACAAAUGGAGAAUAAAGAAAAAUUUUUUUUUCCUUUUUGUACAAAAAAAGUCAAAAUACUGUAAUGUAAAGAUAUUUACUUAAUGCUGGUUCAUUUUGUUCUGCUGCUGCUUUCAGUGUAAAGUCAAAAUGUAAAUUGGAUGAUGAACCAGAUGAGAGAGAAAAUUUUGUUGAAAGUUGAUCUUUUUUCACUCAACAAUCUUUCCUUCUCUGAACCAACACUGGAACAUUUGAUGUAACAAAUGGUGACAUCUGUUGUCGAUUAUAUGCGAUGGAAUAUUCUGCUAUUCAUUUUGCUCAAGCAAAGAAUCACGUGUCUCAUGGAUAUCAACUUUUAUGUGUUGUUCGAGAUCAAUUUGGUUCUUGUAACUUUUUCUGUUUUGGAAUUUUGAUCAAAUCGAGUUCAAUCUAAUUUGAAAAUUUGGUCGUUUUGUUGACUCAGUUUAUACACUGCCUUAGAUUCUGCUUGUACCACUCGUUCGUCAAUCAUAACUGUGACAUGAAUAAGUUGCCGUGAAACACGAGAUUCUUCUCAGAUAGUAAAUUCAUCGCAUAGAGAGCCAUGUCGUUGCACUUCAUCGUCCAGGAAAAGUGAGCUGGAAAAGAAAAAAUUGUAGCCUUUAUACUUUGAACUUUUAAAAUGUAAAAAAGUUGGCAUCAAAUGAAACUUUUUUAUUCAGAAAAUAACAUUGAAUAAAAUAUUGCUAAAUUGUUAUUUUAUAAAACUCUUUAUUCGUUUUUAUCAAGGAAUAUAAGUCGCAUAGACUUUGAUUUCGAGUCUACCCAAUACAAGAUAUUACGAGUAAUGAUCCCAAAGGGGUUCAUAAAAUAAAAGAAAUAAGCCUUUCGGAUUUGCAAAUUGCCGAUGCGGGGAAGAGUCUUUUAGCUGUUACAUAACCAUAAGCUGGUCGGUAU
Tetranychus urticae (two-spotted spider mite) is the source of this 2478-nucleotide messenger RNA. RefSeq lists its product as uncharacterized. NCBI's taxonomy places the organism in Eukaryota, Metazoa, Arthropoda, Arachnida, Trombidiformes, Tetranychidae. The record is from RefSeq and is a predicted model, not a curated record.